Podarcis muralis (Common wall lizard) is the source of this 4209-nucleotide messenger RNA. NCBI's taxonomy places the organism in Eukaryota, Metazoa, Chordata, Lepidosauria, Squamata, Lacertidae. The record is from RefSeq and is a predicted model, not a curated record.
AUGGUGGAAGUGUUGGACCAACCGGACAUUGGGGAGCAUGGACAGUCGCUGUCUGGCAAGCUUGCGCCCUCUCUUAGAUUCCGGAACGAUGGGACCAAAGGGCAUACAGAAGUCAUUGUGCCUCACCUAACAGAAUCGUACAACAGUCAUCGAGAUCCACCUGAAGAAGAAAUACCAUUUUGUACUUUAAAGUCUUUCCCAGCUGCCACUGAGCACACAAUACAGUGGGCAAGAGACAAGUUUGAAAGCGCUUUUUCACACAAGCCUUCCCUGUUUAACAAGUUUUGGCAAACGUAUCCAUCAGCAGAAGAGGUGUUACAGAGAAUAAAGUCUGGCGAGAGUUUGGAAGGCUCUUUCCAAGUUAUUAAAUGCCUUAGUAGAAGGCCCAGAAGUUGGCCCCAGUGUGUUGAAUUAGCAAGAUUAAAGUUUGAGAAAUAUUUUAAUCAUAAGGCACUCCAGUUACUUCAUUCAUUUCCCAUAGACACACGAUUAAAAGAUGGCAGUUUAUUUUGGCAGUCACCAAAGAGACCGCCUUUCCCGAUACAGUUUGAUAUCAACGAUCCUUUGCACUACAGCUUCAUAUUGAGUACAGCAAAAUUAUUUGCAGUUAUUUACUGCAUCCCUUUUACAGAAAAGGAUAUGUCAGAAGAAACCAUUUUAAAGAUCAUUUCCGGACUGAGGAUUCAAGAGUUUCGGCCUUCUAACAAAGUUGUACAAACAGAUGAAACAGUGAGGAAACCAGAUCCCAUUCCGAUAAGCAGUGAGGAUGAAAGGAAUGCUGUACUUCAGUUGGAGACUGCCAUAUUGGCCAAUGAAGCUACAAAAAAUGAUUUACAAAUGAAGGAACUCGCUUUUGAAAAGGAUGAUGACAGUAACGGGCACAUAGACUUCAUAACAGCAGCUUCAAAUCUGCGAGCCAAAAUGUAUAACAUUGAACCAGCAGAUCGGCUCAAAACAAAACGGAUUGCCGGAAAGAUUAUCCCAGCCAUUGCAACUUCCACAGCGGCUGUGUCUGGCUUGGUUGCUUUGGAAUUGAUCAAAAUUGUGGGUGGCUACCCCUUUCAGGCAUACAAAAACUGCUUUUUCAACUUGGCCAUUCCGAUAAUUGUCUUCACAGAAACAGCUGAAGUGAGGAAAACUGAAAUAAGAAAUGGAAUAUCUUUUACAAUCUGGGAUCGAUGGACUAUUUAUGGGAAAGAUGAUUUCACACUCUUGGACUUCAUAAACGCUGUCAAAGAGAAAUACGGAAUUGAGCCAACUAUGGUGGUGCAGGGAGUUAAAAUGCUGUAUGUUCCUGUAAUGCCUGGGCAUGUCAAAAGAUUAAAGCUGACGAUGCAAAAACUUGUGAAACCAGCAGCGAAUAAGAGGUAUGUGGACCUUACAGUAUCAUUUGCUCCAGAAACAGAUGGUGAAGAAGACUUGCCGGGACCACCAGUUCGAUACUAUUUUGCCCACGAAAAUAACUGAUGCAGGCCUACCGUUUACAGCAUAGCAGGACCACAUGCAAGGAGUGUGGCACCAUUUUUUAAAUGGUACUAUAUACUUGGUGAAGCCUUAAUUCAGAAACAAAACAGUGGAAAUUUGUGAGAUGUACUAAGGAGCUCCAUAGCAAAUCGGACUUUUAAUUUCCUUGUAUGUAGCAUUUUCAUAGCUAUCUAUACCUAAGGAGGACUGGAAGCUUGCUGGAAAUGAUGGUUCUUUUUGAAGAAAACACACUUAUUAAGCACUGCAGGAAGACCAGAACUGCAAUCAUAAAACCUGAUCACAGACACUGACCAUUAAAGGAGGUGGCAGUUGAGAUUUGAAGAAGCUGCCAAUUUAUACCAUCCUAAAACUGAUUUCCUUUUGUUUUGUUUCAUCUUGGCCCCUAAGCCAGUUCAUCCCGCUGACGUUCAUUUCAGUAACACAGCUAUUCUUUUUCCCCUUCUGAUGCUGAUAGCACAUUUGAAAUGUUGCUUUGGAAUAGAGUCAUAGUGAGGAGAAGCUGAGCUCUUGUAAAGUUAGGUUUUAUGUUCUUCUAAAAAUAAUAAUUAUGUCUUUCCUUGUAAAUCAGAAACAACACCAAUUCUGUUCCAGGCAGCGAUUGUCAGGGCUAGUUUGCUUUUUCGUACUGGUUUUAUUUAAUAAGCUUGGUAAUUCGUUCUUCGUAUGAAGAGUUUAGCCCAAUACAUUGAUCUGAAUUGAAAAUACAAGUGUGGGGCUUUUAGCUGAAACUUGUCAACUGCCACAUCCUUCAACUGCCACCUCGGGUCAGAGUGAACACCUGGUGACAGAACCACAUAUUUUUACACCUUGAUCUGCUUCAAUCACAUAGGAAGAAAGGGAUGGGUCCUAUUUUGGCAGUAAAAAGAAUAUACGAUGGAAGGCAUUCCUCUCUGGCCACUACUUUUCUCCCUGCAAGCCCUUCACCCCCAAGUGUUCUGCUCUGAGCCAAGCUCACUUGCAGUACUAGCCACAGACUGAUAAAGUAAGCCUGCAGUGGCAAGAGGGUGUAGCAGUCUUUGCCCACACCACUUUUCUUGCUCAAAAAUUAGCCCAUGCACCUGCCGCAUUCUUACGGAAUAGGGCAGAUCCAGGUUUAAACACACUGUUUACAUCCCCAGGAUACUGAAUUAUGCCAUCAGUGCUAUUGUCUGACCACUGGCGCUACUUGGUUGCGUAUUAGACCCCCCCCCCAUCAGCUUUUAAAGGUUUCACAAACGCUGGCCAUAACUCAACAUGGACCUUGGCAUGCUUAAGCCCAAAUCAGGGUGCUUAAAUGUGUUCAGUUCUGUGUUAGGUUGUGACCUCUUAUUUUAAAACUGCAAAAGCUUCCUGCCUGCCGCCACUUGGUGUGACAGUUCUGUAAAGCAUGUUAAUAUACAUAUUCCAUUUUGCCUGAAACGAGUGAUUAACAAAACAGUUUAGACAGCCACAUUUAAAUAGUCCUGUACAAAAUAUACUAGGAGGCAGAGAAACAACUUCGGCCAUAGUCUGUAUGAAAUGGCAGUUUGCUGCAUAUACAUCAUGGCCCAUUUUGCUCAUCUGUGUAGCACUUGAAGGGUAAUGCUGUUGCUUAUCAUCUUCUCUUCCCCUUAUUCCCCUCCAUGCUUUGCUAGAGAAGUCAAAUCCACAUUCAACACUGUUAGAGCUUUUUAAAAAAUCACCAGGUGUCUACAAAGGCUUCAGAGUGUGUCCCUAAAGUGAGUUCCUUGGUUACAUCAAUAUUUUCUGACAUUAUGACAUACAGUUUCUCCGGCUUCGUAUUUCUAAAGGCACAUGAGUACCAAAUACAUUUUUCCAUAAAUAUUUGGAAAAUAGUCUUAAAAUGUAAUUAAUGCUACACAAAUGUGUUUCCCCAAUUAUACAGAUGAUAGUUUAUUAUAUUUUGUUAUAGUUUAUAAUAUUUGAUUUGACAACUGGCUGAUUAAUUUAUUUUAACAACAAAUAUUUCUUAUGGCAGUGGGAGGUGGGAAGAUACACUUGUGACAGUGGGGCGUGGAGGGGUGCUGAAGCUUUUGUUUAUGUUGCCAUAGUGGCAAUAGAGGUAUAUAUUUCAAAUAAAAGCUUUGAUCUUCAUGCUUUAAAUACUUUUGGAAAAAGCAAAGUACCGUGAGCUCAGAAAGCUAUAGAAGAUGGGUAGAAAUAAUAAUAAUAAAAAAGAAUGGCUGUCAUGAACUUCCAGUGGAAUGCAAUGAGUGUUUUUCACAAUCUGGAUGUGAUCAUGUCUUGUACUAGCAUUAUUAUUAUUUAUUUGUCUGUGGGGUUACUAAUCAGUGUUCAAAAGUAAGAACCAGACUAUCUUUGCAUUUGCAAAAUUGCAUUUGAUGUCAUACAUCAGUAGGCUUGAAACCGAAGAACCUUUUCCAGCAAGUCUUCCUUGCAGACCUUACAGUAUAGAAAAUUACAGAACAGGUAGCAAAAACAACAUACAGAUCUCCCUACCUGUUGCGCAGCCCCUUAGUCUUAUCUUGAGGAUUAUUCUUCUCACAUAAGUGAUCUCGGAGUGAUUUCAGUUUUAGUAAUAUAGAUAGAUGUGUACACACACACACACACACACACACACACACACGGACUCUACACUUCCGCGGUUUGUGUUAUCUCUGAAUUUAUUUCAGUACAUUUUGAAGUGGGAGUGGGGUUUGUGUACACAAGAUAUGAUGUACAGCCAAAGCAGUUAUGAAAACUGCUUUUUGUCUUUUUCACAUUAAAUGAUUUGAAAACAUACAA